AUGGAGAUUCUGUUGUUUGGAAACGGGUUCAAUUCUAUCUCCACGAACCCAACAACGUUGGCAUGUCCUUUGUUUCCAUUCCCAUCGGCAGCUUCAUUUUCAACCGAAUUUAAACCAAUCAAGAGCUCGGAAUUUACCACCAGUGCCGCUGCAACAACGGCUGCUGCUGCUGCUGAACUGGAUGAAGCUCGAAUUGGGGUUAGAAAUGAUCGUAAUAAAUCAGCAAGAAUUUUCCCAGCUUCCCAUAAGGCAAAGCAAUCUGCAAUUCUGGAUAUUCAAGAAUCCUCUGACCUGGGUUCUGCUCUUUCAAGGUCCGGAGAACAGUUGAAAACUCAAGAUUUGAAUUUUAUUUUGCGCCAUUUCGGAAAUCUAAGCAGAUGGAGGGAGCUUUCCGAGCUCUUUGACUGGAUGCAGAAACAUGAGAAGACCAACUUUGCUUCUUACAGCAGUUACAUAAAGUUCAUGGGGAAGAGUCUUAAUCCGACUAAAGCACUGGAAAUCUACAACAACAUUAAAGAUGAUUGUACAAAGAAUAAUGUUUCUGUCUGUAACUCUGUCCUUAGCUGUCUGGUGAAAAAUAAGAAGUUUGAGACCAGCCUCAAAAUGUUUACUCAAAUGAAGAGAGAGGGACUGAAACCAGACAUUGUUACUUAUUCUACGCUGCUUAUAGGUUGUGCAAAAGUCAAAGGUGGCUAUUCUAGGGCUUUGGAACUGGUUCAGGAGCUGAAAUUUCAUGGUCUACGCAUGGACAGUGUAACUUAUGGCACAAUUUUGUCUGUUUGUGCUUCUAAUAAUCAGUGCAAAGAAGCAGAGCAGUAUUUCGAUGAAAUGAAGAGUGAAGGUCAUUCUCCUAAUGUCUUCCAUUACAGCUCGUUGCUGAAUGCCUAUUCUGUUAAUGGUAACUAUCAGAAGGCAGAUGAGUUAAUUCAAGAGAUGAAAUCUGUAGGGAUUGUGUUGAACAAGGUUGUUUUGACAACUUUACUCAAAGUCUAUGUUAAAGGUGGUUUAUUUGAGAAAUCAAGAGAACUUCUGAAUGAAUUGGAAGCUUUAGGCUAUGCCAAAGAUGAGAUGCCAUAUUGUAUACUUAUGGAUGGCCUGGUAAAGGCUAGACAAAUCCCUGAAGCAAAAUCAAUAUUUGACGAGAUGAAGAAUAAAAAUGUGAAAACAAAUGGCUACUGCUACAGUAUUAUGAUUUCAGCAUUCUGCCGCAUUGGACGCCUCAAGGAUGCAAAGGAAUUAGCUUCUAGCUUUGAAGCUGAACAUGACAAAUAUGAUGUAGUUAUUUUAAACACAAUGCUCUGUGCUUACUGCCGAGCAGGAGAAAUGGAAAAUGUCAUGAAAAUGAUGAAGAAAAUGGAUGAAUUAGCAAUCACUCCCGACUGGAAUACCUUUCGAAUUCUGAUCAAGUACUUUUCCAAAGAAAAGCUCUAUAUACUUGCUUACCGUACUCUGGAGGACAUGCACGCAAAAGGCCAUCGACCGGACGAGGAGUUGUGUUCUUUUCUGAUUUACCAUCUCGGUAAAACUGGUGCCCAUGCGGAAGCAUUUUCUGUAUAUAAUAUGUUGAGGUACGGCAAAAGAGCCAUGUGCAAGGCUCUUCAUGAAAGGAUUCUACACAUAUUAAUUCAAGGGCAACUACUGAAAGAUGCAUAUUUAGUAAUCAAGGACAAUGCGGACUUUAUUUCCAAGCCUGCUAUAAAGAAGUUCACCAUUUCCUUUAUGAAGUCAGGCAAUAUAAACUUGAUUAAUGAUGUACUAAAGGCCAUCCAUGGUUCAGGAUUCAAGAUUGGACAGGAAAUAUUUCACGAAGCUAUAUCACGAUAUCUGGAAAACUCUGAGAAGAAAGAACUUCUCCUUCACUUGCUACAGUGGAUGCCGGGUCAAGGCUACUUUGUCGAAUCAUCCACCAGAAACUUGAUCCUCAAGAAUUCUCACUUGUAUGGGCGUCAGGUCAUUGCUGAACUGUUAUCCAAGCAUCAUUUGGUGUCAAAAGCCAUGAAGUCUCGUUUUGUUCGGGAGAAGGAAGAAGACAAUACGGAAGCACCACGGAGUGGAAGUUGGCACCGGAAAAAGAUGAACAAAGUGAAAAGAUGUCAGUUGGAUGAGUAA
This is a messenger RNA of Oldenlandia corymbosa var. corymbosa, 2109 nucleotides long. NCBI's taxonomy places the organism in Eukaryota, Viridiplantae, Streptophyta, Magnoliopsida, Gentianales, Rubiaceae. The record is from the annotation of a GenBank genome assembly.